This is a messenger RNA of Rhinocladiella mackenziei CBS 650.93, 957 nucleotides long. RefSeq lists its product as uncharacterized. Lineage: Eukaryota; Fungi; Ascomycota; Eurotiomycetes; Chaetothyriales; Herpotrichiellaceae. The coding region runs from base 1 to 957 and encodes 318 amino acids. The transcript is spliced from 4 exons. Gene Ontology annotation, cellular component: peroxisome. The record is from RefSeq and is a predicted model, not a curated record.
AUGGUGGCAUGGCACAAACGCGAUGUGCUCCUCUUUGCCAAUUCUAUCGGCGUGAAAGCUGCCGACAUUCAUUUUCUUUAUGCAAGUGCUGUCAUGUGUCCUAAACGUGUCCAAGGUGCUAAGAUAAUUUUCAGGAACUACACCCAAACUUUCAAGUAUUGCCGUCGUUUCCCACAGUGCUAUUCAGCCCAAAAGGGAGAUAACAACGAAAUAGUGGAUUUCUACAGCAAUUUCGACAAGAAUAGCGCGGGUGCACCUAUCCCAGGGGUGCCCAAAUUCGACAUCAAGCGGAUGGUCGAUGGGGGAAAGAGCAUCUCAUUUUUGAAACCGAUACCCUCAUCCUCUGCCGGCCGCCCUUUUGAGCAGCGAAUGAAAGUCAUUGGCGUUUAUGACAAGGGGAAGGCCGGAACGGUGGUGCAAACGCAGACUGACCUGGUAGACAUUGAAACCAAUGACGUGUACACGAGAGUUAUCGGAAAUAACUUUUACAUUGGACAAGGCGGAUGGGGUGGUCCUAAAGGGCCGUCGCCUCUUGUUUUCGCGCCUCCCAAACGUCGACCCGACUUAUCAUAUCCGCUGGUCACUACCGAGGAGACUGCAUUGUUGUAUCGACUGAACGGUGACACAAACCCGCUUCACGCAAUUCCCGAGCCUGGGCGUCAAAUGGGCUUCAAAGGAGCCAUCAUCCACGGCCUUUGGACAUACAAUGCGACACUCUAUGCUGUGUUGAGGGUGGCUGGAAAUAGUCAGGCAGCCAAUAUCAAAAGCUUCGAAGCGAAGUUUGCUUCACCUCUAAAUCCUGGGGAUACUGCGAUUGUUCAGAUCUGGCGGCUUGGACAGUUAGAUCCAGAUGGCUUUGAAGAGAUUAGGUUCGUGGUUCAAAAUAAGGACAGGAAGGAAGUCCUCACAAAUGGCCGAGCGUUCAUCAAGCGUGUGGCCGGGGCCCAUAAGUUGUAG